This is a messenger RNA of Mytilus californianus (California mussel), 1391 nucleotides long. Its product is annotated as LITAF domain-containing protein-like. NCBI's taxonomy places the organism in Eukaryota, Metazoa, Mollusca, Bivalvia, Mytilida, Mytilidae. Bases 146 to 520 code for a protein of 124 amino acids. Gene Ontology annotation, molecular function: zinc ion binding. The transcript is spliced from 3 exons. The record is from RefSeq and is a predicted model, not a curated record.
UCACUCAAACAUUUUAAACAUUUAAUACGUGACCUUAAAACUGACCUUAACUGUAGCACCUACGUAACGUCGAGAUAAGAUAAACUUUAUUGUUUAAACUAAAAGGAGAAAAAAAGGAACUACAGUUGGGAUUUAAGCUUAAACUAUGGAAAAAGGAUCACCAUACCCACAACAGCAGCCACCACCCCAACAGUACAAUCAACCCCCACCAGCCUAUGCACCGUCUGGCCAGCAGUCGCAAGCAACAGUCGUGGUUACACAGCAGCCAAAUGUUUUGCUCCGGCAGACAUUCCGUGAGGUACCAGUGCGUGUGAAUUGCCCAUCAUGUAACGCUGAUAUCAUGACCGCAACGCAAUUCGAAAUUGGAAUGCUGACCUGGUUAGCGGCUGGUAUGAUAUGCCUGUUCGGGUUAUGGCUCGGAUGUUGCUUGAUUCCAUUCUGUAUUGACGCCUGUAAAGAUGUUGUCCACACUUGUCCAAACUGUAACCACAUGGUUGGAAAAUACAGCAGACUAUCAUAAAACGCACGAUCAAACAAUGGUGUGGGAGGCUCAAUACCUCGUCUUUACAUAUCACAUAUACAACUUUAUGUAAAUAUUUAUUUUGUAGACCACUUAAAAUUUAUAUUGACCAAAUAUAUGUAAAAGAAAAUUGUAAGAAAGGCUUUCAUAACACAUGGUCUUCCAUGGAUUUUUUUAUACGUUGUUUUAUAUAUUAUAAACACAAUACAGAGUUUAUGUAUACUGUACUUUAUGUUAUGCGUUAUUCUCAGUAUUCUUUUAUGAUGAUUUUUAUUCCACGUUCCUUCUCUCCCAUUAGUUUAGAAUGGUUGAUUUGUACGUAUUUGCAUCAACCCCGACGAAAAGACCAUUUUGUGAUAAAUUUGAAAGCAUUUUCAGUACUUCUGCAAAGAAAUAUUUUAUUUUCCCGUAAAAUUUUUAUUGAACGUUUCUCCUCAUGUUCUUGCAAAUUAUUGCAUUCAUCUCAUUAUAUAUUUUUCAUUUCAUUUCUCAAAUGAUUUCGAUACAAUUACGCAAUAGAAUCAUUCAUCUAAAAUGUAUGUACUAUGCUGUUUUUGUUCACAACUUCUACGUUUUAAAUUUAUUUUCACUUUUGUACACAAUUUAUUCCUGCAUUUGGUGUUGCAGAUUGUUCAUUUUCAACGUGUCUUGGGAAAAAUCAUUAAUCUUCAGCUCUUACCAGGCCAGGAUAUUAAUUUUCAAAGUCCCACCCCCUUCGGAAAAUCAAAUGGUCGUCACUUAAGUGCCUUACUUUUUUCAAACUUGAACUAGAUAUCUAUUUUUUUUUUUUACAAAUUUGUACGUUCAGAUUUAUUGUAAUUAAUUGAUUCAAGUGUUCAAAUCAUUGUUUUAAUAAAUCAUCUUAAUCGUU